Messenger RNA from Lingula anatina, 3879 nucleotides. RefSeq names its product lymphocyte-specific helicase. Gene Ontology annotation, molecular function: ATP binding; chromatin binding. Gene Ontology annotation, biological process: DNA methylation-dependent constitutive heterochromatin formation; pericentric heterochromatin formation; negative regulation of gene expression via chromosomal CpG island methylation. NCBI's taxonomy places the organism in Eukaryota, Metazoa, Brachiopoda, Lingulata, Lingulida, Lingulidae. Gene Ontology annotation, cellular component: nucleus; pericentric heterochromatin. The record is from RefSeq and is a predicted model, not a curated record.
AUCUGCUGGGUAAAUCUGCGCGUGGCGGGAACCUUAUGCAAGCAGCUGAUUCUUUUGGUGAAGGCGCUGUGUCAAAGUUCUAGGGACGAGACAUUUGAGAUAAUUCACCUGCCAACGCAUGAAUAACAGCUCGCCUGUUGAGAAACAACAGAUCCAAUAUUUCUGCCCAGUGUCCAGCUAUCAUUAUUAGGUGACCACUCACCAUUUAGAAAGCCCACAAUGAAGCUGACCACUGAGACACGGACAGAAUCCCCAGUAAAACCUCUCUCAGAGGAAGCAGAUGAACCCAAAGAAAAUGCUGACAAGCUGAAUAUAAUAACAGGUGCUAUGAAUGAGGAAGAUGAAAACCCAUUUCCAUCCAAGACAGAGAAGACUUCAGAACUCUUGCCAUCUUCUGAUGUCUCUGAACCAAAGGCUGUGGCAAAGAGUGGUGCUAAGGAAGAAACAGCAGAGGAAGAGGAUGAGGACAGGGUAACCCCUUCAAGUCUUCUCACAGACGCUAUGAUAAAGGAGGAGAAACAGCUACAUGAGGAGACAGUAGAGGAAGAACAGAGGAUCAGGACUGAAGGGCACAAGGAAAUAGAGAACUUGAAUGAGAAACUCAAAGAAGAACGUUACAAGAAGUUACAGUUUCUUCUCAGCAAAAGUAACUUGUACACAAAAUAUCUUCUCGAGAGGAUGAACAGACAGCAGCAGGAAGAAGCCAAAAGAUGUGAGCAACAGAAGAAGAAACUAGCGAGAGAAGCAGAGAAGAAGAAACAAGAAGAAGAGAAACAAUCGUCUCAGGAAUCUCUCAGCCAGUCACCAGAUCUCCGUAAAAGUUCACGCAAGGGAGCCAGUCAAGAUACUACUGUGCAGUCACCUAAAGGUCAAGCAAGGACAAAUCAAGCUGGUGCUAAGAAGGGAGCGAAGAGAAAGGCACAGCAGAAGCCACCGGGUGCUGAGGAAAAAGACAGCAAGAGAAUCAAAACAGAUGACGGGCCCCUUGAUAUAGCCUGUGAACCCACCACCCCUGCCAAAGUACCUGCCAUUCCAGAUUUCCUCCUGGGCAAAAAACACCCAGACCAGCCCCUGCUGUGUACAGGAGGGGUGCUGAGGAAUUAUCAGAUAGAGGGGUUUAAAUGGCUGCAGUGUCUGUAUGAAAAUGGUGUGAAUGGAAUUCUUGCGGAUGAGAUGGGUUUGGGGAAGACAAUCCAGUGUAUCGCCGCAGUGGCAGAUCUUGUUAUGAAGGGUGUUAAUGGUCCUUUUCUCAUAGUGGCCCCCCUGAGCACCUUGCCCAACUGGGUGACAGAGUUUGCCAGGUUUGCCCCAAGGAUUCCAGUGGUACUGUACCAUGGCCCUAAGCAGGAUAGAGAGAAAAUGACACGGAAAAUUCACAGAGACUGUGAAGUGGCGAAGAACGUGAGGACAUCACCCGUGGUUAUAACAUCUUAUGAGAUUGCAAUGAAAGACAGGACGGCCAUUUGCAAUUUUGAAUGGAAAUAUUUGAUAGUUGAUGAAGGGCACAGGAUCAAAAACUUUCAGUGUAGACUGAUAAGAGAGCUGAAGAUGUACCGUUCCACUCACCGCCUCUUGCUGACAGGCACCCCACUGCAGAACAACCUGUCUGAACUCUGGUCACUUCUGAACUUCCUGCUACCAGAGAUAUUUGAUGAUCUAGGCAGCUUUGAGACUUGGUUUGACAUCGAGUACAUUAGUGAGUCUGGAGCAGAUGAGAAGAUUGUACAGGAAGAACAACAGAAAAACAUUCUUUCCAUGCUUCACCAGAUAUUAACUCCAUUCCUUUUGCGACGUCUGAAAUCAGACGUGGACCUAAACAUUCCUCCUAAACGGGAGAUCAUGGUGUAUGCCUGUCUGACCAAGGUGCAGAAGGCCUUUUAUGAAGCAACCGUUGAUGGAACAAUUCUCAAUCUUCUGGAGAAAAAGAAGGAGCCAGUGAAGGCAGAGAAAGUGCAGCUGGACAGUAAGGGUCGACCAGUCAGGAAAACCAAGAAGAAAGUCAACUACGAGCUGAUGAUGGAGGCAGCCGAGGACGACAAGGCGUCUGGGCAGGAUCAGGAUUCUGUGGAAGAUUGGGUGUCAGCAAUCAUUGAGAAUCAGGAGAAAACUGCUACAAAGGCCACAAGCAGGGACAGCCACCUUCCCAAAACCUCAGAGAUCACAGUCAAGAUGCAGAAUGUGAUGAUGCAGUUGAGGAAGUGCUGCAACCACCCUUACCUGUUAGAAUACCCCCUUGACCCAAAGACAGGGAACUACAAAGUGGAUGAAGAACUUGUCAAGAAAUGUGGGAAGAUGAUGCUGUUGGACAAAAUGCUGGCUGAGUUAAAGAGGACUGGACAUAAGGUGCUUCUGUUUUCCCAAAUGACCAAGAUGCUGGACAUCUUAGAGGACUUCUGUUACUUAAGGCAGUACCAGUACAGCAGGCUGGACGGCAGCAAGGGAGUAGAGGAAAGAAAAGAACAGAUUGAGGCAUUCAACACAGAUCCAGAGAUCUUUCUGUUUCUGCUGAGUACAAGAGCUGGAGGUCUGGGAAUAAACCUGGUGGCAGCUGACACUGUGAUCAUCUAUGACAGUGACUGGAACCCCCAGAGUGACCUUCAGGCCCAAGACCGCUGCCACAGGAUAGGCCAGACCAAGCCAGUGCUGAUCUAUAGGUUGGUCACUGCCAACACCUACGACCAGAAGAUUGUGGAGAGGGCUGCAGCUAAGAGAAAACUGGAAAAGAUGGUCAUACAUAAAGGUAAAUUCAAGGUGGGCAUGAAGAGCUUCACAGACAGCCUGAAGCCAGUGGGUGCCCCUGAACUCCUCCAACUCCUCAAGUCCAAGGAUCACGAUGAGGAGAUCAAAGGUCGUGAGGGUCAGGUUAUCAGCAAGAGGGACUUAGACAAACUGCUAGAUAGAACUGACCUGAUGGAGAAGUGGAUCAAUAAGAAUCAGGAGCACAGCGCAAACGAGACAAAGAAAGACAAUAAGAAGAAGAGAAAAGAGCAAUAUACUGAUGUGGAGGGAGUGUUCAAAGUUCUAGAGGAAGAUACGGGACGAACAGGAUUUGAAAGUUCAGGAAACUAAGAAUUGAGACUUUGAACCUUCCAUUAUCCUCUUUUAAACAGAGUCUAAUGCCUCCUCACUUCAAAACUUUAACUUUAUUUAUUUAUUUAUUUAUUUAUUUAUUUAUAAUGCUAAAUUUAACAGCUUCAGUAACAGUGCCAUUGCUGACAUUUGACAGUUUAUUAAAAUGCAAUAGAUAUGUGCAUUUUUUUCCAUCUGACAAGAUGUUUGAGAAGAAUAUAACAAUGUUGAUGUUAAAGAGGGACCAGGUUCAUUUAAUUACAAACAAGGACGACACGUAAGAAAUAGACUCUCUAACCUGGAACUCUUUGGAAGAAUUUCAUAUGCAGGGAAAAAGCAUGGCGAUGUUUUUCAUUUCAAAUUUUUGGAAGUAAAAUUGGUGAAGAAUGGUGGCAUAUGUUUCAUUUUCUUGAUUAAAAUGUACAUUUGGCUUAAUUUUAUAAAGGUAGAAUAGGUUCAGUAGACUGUAAGUUAGUGAAACAAUAUGAAAGUUGCAAUAUGAACUGUGGAAUUCAAAAUGAAAGAUAUUGUAAUGGAAGCUGCAAUUCUAGUUUUAUAGGUUUAGAUGUUCAAAGUGUCAGGCUAUUUUGUUUACUGGAAAGUUGUUAUUAGUUGUUAAUUUGGUCAGUAUGGAAAAAAUGGAGAGAAUUUUAUGGGUCAUUAGCUGGAAACCAGACGACAGGUUUCACUAUAUCCACGCGUGUAAAUUUUGUGUAGAAAAUAACUUUAAAACCAUAACAUUAUUUUUGCAGUUCUGAUAUUCUGUAUGUUGAUGCUAGUGAACCAAGUAAAGUAUUAUUCAGAUAAAAA